AUGGAGAAGGAGUCUGAAGUUAUUAUAACAUCGGAGAUAAGAAGAUUACGUAUAUGCGAAGACUUUGUUCCUCUUGAUCUGGUAUUCGAGAUAUUGAGGAGAUUGCCCUCGAAAUCUCUAGCUAGGUUUCUCUUUGUAUCCAAGUCUUGGGCAACAAUCAUCCGCAGUCGAGAUUUCAUAAGAUCGUUCCCGUUUCAACGAUCGCUUCUUGAUCAUCAUCAGCCUCCUCUACUACUAUUCGCAGUCAAAGCUUUAGAUACCAAAAACUCACGCCAGGUUACAUGGAAAUUCUUCUCGAGACCAGUCUCAGCUUAUUCAACUACUACAACAUGGUCAAGUACCACGAACCGUUUUCACCGUUACUAUUACGCCGGAAACAUUCCUCGUUACGUUAAUGGCUUAGUAAGUCUUGCAUGUGGUCGAGAACAAGUCAUAUGUAACCCUAGCACAGGCAAGUCCAUAACAUUACCCAAAGUAAAUUCAGGGAAAAAUGUUAUCCGGACAUUUUUCGGGUACGAUCCAGUGGACGUAUUCACAUUGGGAGGAGUUGAUAAAUCAUGGAAGAUGAUUGAAUGCAACAUUCCUCAUGUUCCAGAAACUAACGGUGUGUGCAUCAAUGGGGUUGUGUAUUAUGGUGCCUCUUUGGGUACUGGCUUGAGAGAAGGCUUCUUAGUGAGAUUCGAUGUGAGGUCUGAAAAGUUUGAUCAAGUGGCACAAUUUUUGGGUGAUCGUAGUCCUCCACCUUUCAGAUUGUUUGCCAAAGAUCCAUAUUUGAUAAGUUACAAUGGGAAAGUAGCUUUAGCCGUUAAAACGUCUAGAGAAAUUAUGAGAUACGAAUUGUGGGUUGUGGAAGAUGCUGAGAAACAUGAGUGGUCAAAGGUAUGUAUUUCUAUUAGCCACCCUUAG
Molecule: messenger RNA, 906 nt
Organism: Microthlaspi erraticum
Lineage: Eukaryota; Viridiplantae; Streptophyta; Magnoliopsida; Brassicales; Brassicaceae
Source: the annotation of a GenBank genome assembly